CAACUCUGCAAAAACAGGGUGUUCGAGUUGGAACUGCUCCCGUAUCUAGUUUAACUGUAACUUGUGAGUAAAAUACUGUACGUGCCUUUUGUGUUUGUUACGCCCCAACUAUAACAUCAGUCUCAACUAUAGUUGGGCCCUUCCCAACAACAGGGCUAUAGAGAAUAGUUACAGCACAGAGGUCCACCUGCACAUUUUGGUUGCUGUCAGUGGAUUCAUUGAAGAUCUCGUAAGCUCACCACAAUGUGGCUAACAAGAGAAGUAUGCAGAUGUCUACAUCACAAUAGUAGCGGCUGGAUCACCCUCAAAAAAAUCCCUAGGGGACGGUUUUCCAAUAACCAGUCUAUCCGGUUACCAUGGCAACCCAUCACAUCUGCUCCCUGGAGGGUGUCUUCCUCCAGCAGUCCAGCCACGGCCGACUCGGACUGCGACACCAUCUCUGUGGAAGGUCGGACAUUUCUGAGGGACGACAUGACAACAGUCACGCCCAAGAUCCUGUCGCGGGUGGGUCGUAACCUCCACAACCAAAAACACCAUCCGCUGUGUCUCAUUAAAGAGCGCAUCACUGACUUUUUCUAUGGGGCCUUCUUGAAUCGCCGUGGCAACCCGCUGUUCUCCGUCUACGACAACAUCAGUCCCGUGGUGACUUUACAACAGAACUUUGAUAGCCUCACCGUCCCCAAAGACCACAUCAGUAGGCGUAAGGGAGACAACUAUUAUAUAAACAGGAAGUACAUGUUGCGAGCCCAUACCUCUGCCCAUGAACACGAGCUGGUCAAGUGUGGUCUUGAUGCCUUCCUAGUCACUGGGGAUGUCUAUCGUAGAGAUGAGAUUGACGCCAGUCAUUACCCUGUGUUUCACCAGAUGGAAGGUGUCCGACUCUUCACAUCGCAUGAGUUAUUUGAGAAAUGCAGCGACAAGAACCUGAGCUUGUUUGAAAAUCCGCCUCAUCAACGGACUGCGGAGAAGCAAGGCCCACACACCCUGGAAGCCGUCAAGCUGGUUGAGUACCAACUCAAGAACACGCUUGUUAACUGUAUGAAGCAUCUCUUCAGAGAGGAUCUGGAGAGUCGCUGGAUAGAGACCGAGUUCCCGUUCACUCACCCGUCCUGGGAGCUAGAGAUCAAGUUCCAAGGAGAAUGGUUAGAGGUUCUGGGCAGUGGUAUCAUGUCACAUCAGCUGCUAGAUUCAGCUGGAGCUGGUGAUAAGAUUGGCUAUGCCUUCGGUCUGGGCCUGGAACGUCUAGCCAUGAUCAUGUUUAGCAUUCCAGACAUCAGGCUCUUCUGGAGCGACGAUGACAGGUUCCUCUCGCAAUUCAAAGUUGUGAAUCCUUCUCAAGUCAAGUUCAAGCCCUUUAGCAAGUAUCCUCCUCUAAUCCAAGACAUAUCUUUCUGGUGUCCGGACUCGUACACGUCCAACGAUUUCUACGACGUCAUACGGAGCGUCGCCGGAGAUCUGGUGGAGCAGGUCGGCCUGGUGGACGAGUUCCGUCAUCCCAAGACAGACCGGACCAGCCGGUGCUAUCGCAUCAUCUACCGCAGCAUGGAGAAGACACUAACCAAGGAGGAGGCGGGAGACGUGCACAUGAGAAUCGGGAGGACAGCCCAGGAGAGACUAGGCUUAGAGAUGAGGACAAAGUGAUCUCGAGUGAGCAAAAACGCACUAAAAGUGACGAUGUUACCUGCAAUUUUACCUUUCUCUGUUGCCAACAGGCAAAAUCAGCCCAAGAACUUGUCCAUUAUUUUGUACAGUGCUGCCAGUCAUGAGUCUGGUCAUCAGGUUUCUAGGUUUAGGAGUUACACAUGUUCAAACUUCUGGCAAAUGGAAAUCGAAUUUGAUUGCAGGAAAUGUUCACAGCGAAAUUCCUUCGAGUUGCAAUGUGUUCAACU
Molecule: messenger RNA, 1889 nt
Organism: Acanthaster planci (crown-of-thorns starfish)
Lineage: Eukaryota; Metazoa; Echinodermata; Asteroidea; Valvatida; Acanthasteridae
Gene: fars2
Product: phenylalanyl-tRNA synthetase 2, mitochondrial
Biological process (GO): phenylalanyl-tRNA aminoacylation
Cellular component (GO): mitochondrion; cytoplasm
Molecular function (GO): phenylalanine-tRNA ligase activity; tRNA binding; ATP binding
Source: RefSeq, a predicted model, not a curated record